Molecule: messenger RNA, 948 nt
Organism: Ilex paraguariensis (yerba mate)
Lineage: Eukaryota; Viridiplantae; Streptophyta; Magnoliopsida; Aquifoliales; Aquifoliaceae
Source: the annotation of a GenBank genome assembly
AUGGAAAUGCCAUUAUAUGGUGGUGGCACCACCACCUCCUCCGACCAAACAUCCCUCCACCCUGCGCCGUCCAUGGUGUUAUCCGGCGAGGCCGACGGAGAUUACCCUCCAGUCCUUGGCUAUGAAGAUGCCAAACAUAUAUGUUACAUAGAGUCCUCCAAGCUAUGGGCUAUUGCAGGACCAAUAGCUUUUAAUAUUCUUUGUAAUUAUGGGAUUAACUCCUUCACAAAUAUCUUUGUUGGGCAUAUUGGAACUGUGGAGCUAUCUGCUGUUGCCAUUUCUUUAUCUGUUAUUGCAAACUUCUCCUUUGGAUUCUUGCUUGGUAUGGGAAGUGCACUGGAAACCCUAUGUGGCCAGGCAUUCGGAGCCGGACAAGUCGACAUGCUCGGAGUUUACAUGCAACGUUCAUGGAUAAUCCUAACAGUUGCCUGUUUCUGCAUAUUGCCCCUCUACAUAUUCUCCACACCAAUCCUAAAACUCCUCGGCCAACGCCACGACAUAGCUGAACUCGCCGGAAAAUUCUCUCUCCAAGUCAUCCCACAGAUGUUCUCACUUGCUAUCAACUUCCCAACACAAAAAUUUUUACAGGCUCAAAGUAGGGUUGGAAUUCUUGCAUGGGUUGGUUUUGUGGCACUUAUUAUACACAUUGGGGUGUUGUAUCUGUUCAUCAAGGUUUUCGGGUGGGGCACGGCGGGGGCGGCGGCGGCGUACGAUGUGUCGGCCUGGGGUGUGGCUUUGGCUCAGGUGGCUUAUAUUGUGGUUUGUUGCAAAGAUGGGUGGAAGGGGUUGUCUUGGUUGGCAUUCAAGGAGAUUUGGCCUUUUGUGAGGCUCUCUAUAGCUUCAGCAGUGAUGCUUUGUUUAGAGAUUUGGUAUUUUAUGACCAUUAUUGUUCUCACUGGACAUCUUGACAACCCUGUUAUGGCUGUUGGAUCCCUUUCUAUUUGGUGA